Molecule: messenger RNA, 2667 nt
Organism: Fibroporia radiculosa
Lineage: Eukaryota; Fungi; Basidiomycota; Agaricomycetes; Polyporales; Fibroporiaceae
Exons: 16
Coding region: 1-2667 (888 amino acids)
Cellular component (GO): cell septum; cell periphery
Molecular function (GO): chitin synthase activity
Source: RefSeq, a predicted model, not a curated record
AUGGCCGAGGAUCGCCGUCCACCACUCCCUUCCUUUGCGUCCCAGAGCUCCGUCACUCUCAGCGACCACAGCGAUCCAUUCGCAGACCGUCCAUCGCGCCAGGUAGCGUUUCAAGAGCCUCCCAUGUCUGCUUACGAGAGUUCUACUUCUCUUCCGCAUGAGUUUGGAGGCAUGGGCGGAUAUAACGACGACGACGAGGUCGAGAAGCUUCCUCUCACAGCAGCGCAAGGCGGCUUGUAUCCGCCUGGGCCUAUCGAUCCUAAUGCUUAUGGUGACCCUUAUGAUCGUCCUAUCUCCGUUGUUUCCACAGCCUCUUCCGGCGUCGAUUCAGCAUGGAGGCGUCGCCAGACCAUCAAACGUGGUGUGACGCGCAAGGUCAAACUUACGAAGGGUAACUUCAUUUCCGAGUACCCAGUUCCAUCGCCUGUGUACAGUGCCAUAGAAGCUAAAUGGCGCAAUAGCAACACCACGGAAUUUUCGCAUAUGAGGUACACCGCAGCAACUUGCGAUCCGGACGAUUUCUCAGAGGCCAAUGGCUAUUCGCUACGCACAAAGAUGUACAAUCGGCAGACCGAGCUUCUCAUCGCCGUCACUUCGUACAAUGAGGACAAGACUCUUUACGCUCGUACCUUGCAUGGUGUUAUGCUUAACAUUCGCGAUAUUUGCAAGACGAAGCAAUCAAAGUAUUGGCGACGAACUGCGGAAGAAGGAAUCCCUGGUUGGCAAAAAAUCACUGUCGCACUUAUCAUCGACGGUUUGGAACCCAUGGACAAGACCGUUCUGGAUAUCCUAGCUACCGUUGGAGUCUACCAAGAUGGUGUCAUGAAGAAGCAAGUUGACGGCAAAGAAACUGUUGCUCACAUUUUCGAGUACACAACUCAGCUUUCGGUCGAUGCUACACCCCAGCUCAUUCUUCCCCACGGCGAUGACCACUCGAAUCUUGUUCCGGUGUCAAUCAUCUUAGUUAUCAAGGCCAAGAAUCAAAAGAAAAUCAACUCUCACCGCUGGCUGUUCAAUGCUAUUGGUCGGAUGCUCGAGCCUGAGUGCUGCGUUCUCAUCGACGCCGGUACGAAGCCCGGACACAAAUCCAUCUACUACUUGUGGGAGGCUUUCUAUAAUGACCCCCAUCUCGGAGGUUGUUGUGGUGAGAUCCAUGCCAUGUUGGAAGGUGGAAGGAAGCUCCUGAAUCCCUUGGUUGCUGCUCAAAACUUUGAGUAUAAGAUGUCUAACAUUUUGGACAAGCCUUUGGAGAGUAGCUUCGGUUACGUCUCUGUCUUGCCAGGUGCAUUCUCUGCAUAUCGAUUCCGCGCUAUCCUUGGGCGGCCGUUAGAGCAAUACUUCCAUGGUGACCAUUCGCUGGCAGACCGUCUAGGACCGAAGGGUAUCUAUGGGAUGAAUAUCUUCACAAAGAACAUGUUCUUGGCUGAAGAUCGUAUCCUCUGUUUCGAACUGGUCGCAAAGGCGGGCGAUAGAUGGACUCUGACCUACGUCAAACCUAGCAAAGCCGAAACAGACGUACCCGAAACUGCGGCCGAGCUAAUUGGUCAACGUCGUCGAUGGCUGAACGGGUCGUUUGCUGCUUCCGUCUAUGGUGUCGUCAACUUCUUCAAGUUAUAUAAAUCGGGCCAUGGAAUCAUACGGAUGUUCUUCUUCCAUAUCCAGGCGUUUUACAAUGUUUUCAGCUUGAUCUUCUCAUGGUUCGCUCUCGCUAACAUCUGGUUGACGUUCUCCAUCAUUAUCGACUUGCUCCCGUCUGAUGGACUUGUGUUCUUUGGAACCGCGGACAUCACUCACUGGGUGAACGAAGUGCUGAAGUGGAUUUACCUCGCCUUCUUGUGUCUACAAUUUGUUCUUGCUUUGGGUAAUAGGCCAAAAGGAGAACGGAUGGCAUAUACCAUUACGUUAUGGGUCUACGCUGUUCUUGCGGUGUAUUUGUUGGUUUGUUCCUUCGCGUUGACUAUCAAGGCGUUCAUUGCUGUUCCUUCCAUGCUGAAGAACAAGACUGUCAUGCAAGUUGUUCUUACGUUCUUUGAACCGCCGGUUGGUGCUUUGAUUGCUGCUAUGGCUUCGACUUACGGUAUUUACAUUAUGGCCUCGUUCCUCUACCGCGACCCGUGGCAUAUGUUCACCAGCUUCUUCCAAUACUUGUGCUUGGCCCCGAGUUUCACGAACAUCCUGAACGUUUACGCGUUCUGUAACCUUCAUGAUGUCUCCUGGGGUACCAAGGGUAGUGACAAAGCGGAAGCUCUUCCAUCAGUCUCGUCGAAGAAGGCGAAGGAUGCGGAAACCGCUGUUGUCGAGGAUGUUGCCCGAAGUAAAGAGGAUCUUGAUGCUCACUUCAAGGACACCGUCACUCGUGCUGUCACCAAAUUGGAAGUCAAGGAAGAAGUGGAGAAGCCUACCAUGGACGAUGAGAACAAGACAUUCCGAACGCGCUUGGUCGCCUUCUGGCUGUUGACUAACGCAACUUUGGCCGUGUCUGUUGAGAACUUGAACGGUCUAUCAAGUGGCAACGAGGAGACAGACGAUGCCGAGCUGCGGGCAAAGCAGAACAUCUACUUUGCUGUUAUCCUCUACUCCACUUUCGGGCUGGCGGCAGUCCGAUUCAUUGGGUGUCUCUUCUACUUCUUCAAGCGCAAUCUGUUCCGUUGCUGCAGGAGAAACUAG